Molecule: messenger RNA, 8706 nt
Organism: Zeugodacus cucurbitae (melon fly)
Lineage: Eukaryota; Metazoa; Arthropoda; Insecta; Diptera; Tephritidae
Gene: msps
Product: protein mini spindles
Exons: 18
Coding region: 998-7483 (2161 amino acids)
Biological process (GO): establishment or maintenance of microtubule cytoskeleton polarity; mitotic spindle organization; centrosome duplication
Cellular component (GO): spindle pole; microtubule plus-end; kinetochore
Molecular function (GO): microtubule plus end polymerase activity; microtubule plus-end binding
Source: RefSeq, a predicted model, not a curated record
UUUAUUGAAUAAAACUGAGUAAUACAAGAUGGACGUAAUUUUGUCGUCGUCCAAUCACAAUUUUUACUUUAUUUUUUUGUUUGUGAAAACUAUCUGAAAUUAAUACUAUACAGCACAAUAAGUAAAAGUUCUAGUAAAAAAUUUGUACGUCGGUAAUUUGUUGAAAACAUAAACAGGUAUCAAUAGCGUGUUUUUCUUGAUUAAAUUUUUGCAUUGCUACGCCUCUGUGGUUUUUCCAAUAGUGUGUACAUAGGUGCGUGCGUGUGUGUAUCGCAGAAAACGGCAAUUUUUUGUUUGGUGAAAAAUCGAAGUUACGCCGCUGCAUCUGCAUUGGUUCAACGGCUCGCGUUAUUUGUAUUUGUGAAAAUUGGGCUAAAAUAUAAUUUUUUUUCAACUAAGCAACUAUAAAAAAAGAGUUUAACAAGAUCAAAUAUAUAAGUCCACCUAAAAGUUUGCAAAUUGCUUACAUAUAAAAUAGUUGGUGGAGUGAAACUACUAUUCGAAGUGAUUAAGUGCACUCGAGGACAGUGAUUUAAAGGUUAAUCUUAAGCAGCUGUUCUUGUAGCAGAGAUUUUACUGAAAGUUGACCAUACUAGAUUGUGUGCAACCUUAAAUAUAUAAAUCUCAGUACAUCACAAAAUACUUAUUCACAUAUAUAUAAAGCAAAGGUGUGUGGUCUCAAUAUUCCUGUUGUUGAAACGACGUUGCAACCGAAGCUACAGCGACACUAAAGCAAGUAACAGUGCAACGGAAGACGCUUGAAAACAGCAGAAGCACACAACAACAAAACAACCAGUUUAACUCACAUUUUUCCUACGCCAACGAAAUUCAAAAGAAAAAGUACAUUAAAAGAAUAGUUUACAUCUGCAGUGGAACUAACAGGCCUUGCGCACAUCCUUAUAUCAUUUUCACAUACACAGAUACAACACACACAUAUAUAUAUAUAUACCUUCAUCUAGUUCAAAUAUCAAAUUACAUACACUGAAUAAUUGCCAAGAUGACUGAGGAUACAGAAUACAAGAAAUUACCUGUCGAUGAACGUUGCGUGCACAAAUUGUGGAAGGCACGUGUGGAUGGCUAUGAGGAAGCGGCGAAAAUUUUCCGUGAAAUCGAUGAUGAAAAAUCACCGGAAUGGAUGAAAUUUUUGGGUCUUAUUAAGAAGAUGGUCGUCGAUUCAAAUGUGGUAGCACAAGAGAAAGGUCUCGAGGCAGCGCUAAUUUUCGUCGAGAAUUGCGGCCAUGCCGGCAAAACGGUGGGCGAAGUUAUGGCCGGCAUUGUGCAGAAAUGUAUUGCCGCACCGAAAGCCAAAACUAAAGAUUUGGCUGUACAAGUGACGCUCAUGUAUAUUGAGAUCGAAAAACAAGAGGCUGUCAUUGAGGAACUCGUCAAGGGUAUGGAGCAUAAGAACCCAAAAAUUGUGUCCGCCUGUGUGUCGGCCACAACAUUGGCGCUGCGCGAUUUCGGCAACAAGGUGGUGGGCGUAAAACCGCUAAUUAAGAAACUAGCACCGCUAAUGAGCGAUCGUGACAAGAGUGUGCGCGACGAGGGCAAACAAUUAGCCGUGGAAAUAUAUCGCUGGAUUGGCGCCGCAAUGAAACCACAAAUCACCUCAUUGCCACAGGUCACGCUGAAAGAACUCGAAGAUGAAUUUGACAAACUCAAGGGAGAAAAGGCUGAACCAACAAGAUAUUUGAAAUCACAACAGGAGAAACAACAACAAAUCUCUGCUGCCGCCGCAGAGCAGGAGGAAGCUGGAGAUGAUGAAGAUGGCGAGGGUGAGGAAUGCAUUGAUCCAAUGGACCUUCUCGAUCCUGUUGAUAUACUUUCAAAGUUGCCCAAAGAUUUUUAUGACAAAUUGGAGGAGAAGAAAUGGACGUUGCGUAAGGAGUCACUGGAAGCGCUCGAAAAACUUUUAACCGAGAAUCCAAAAUUGGAGAAUGGCGAGUAUGGUGUGCUGGUGAAUACACUGAAAAAGGUUAUCACGAAGGAUAGCAAUGUGGUUUUGGUGGCCAUGGCCGGCAAAUGCUUAGCCAUGUUGGCCAAUGGGCUGGGCAAACGUUUCGGCACUUAUGCUAUGGCCUGCAUACCCUCGCUAUUGGAGAAGUUCAAAGAGAAGAAAGCUAAUGUUGUCGCGGCAUUACGUGAAUCCACGGAUGCAAUUUAUCCUUCCACGAAUCUGGAAGCGAUGCAGGAGUGCAUUGUUGAAUCGUUGGGAAAUAAAAAUCCCAGUGUUAAAUCUGAAACGGCUUUCUUCCUAGCACGCGCCUUUGCACGCACACAACCAACCGCAAUCAAUAAGAAACUUCUAAAAUUGCUUGUGACCACACUGAUUAAGACACUAAAUGAACCAGAUCCUACAGUACGUGACGCCUCCGCUGAAGCUUUGGGCACACUGCUUAAGCUGAUGGGUGAGAAGUCCGUUGGACCAUUUUUAGUGGAGGUCGAUGCCCUGAAGAUGGCAAAAAUCAAGGAAUGCCAAGAGAAGGCUGAGAUUAAAGUGAAGGUGGUGGGAGUUAAAAAGGAGCGUCCUGCUACAGCGCCAGCCACAAAAGCAGUGGCAGCCGCUUCGUCAGCUGGCAAUGCGGCUUCGGGUGCAUCAUCGCGUAGCGGCUCAACUGAACCGAAGGCAGUGUCACGUCCUGCAACUGCAGGCAACAAAAAACCUGUAGCCAAACGCGCUGCGGGUGGGGGUGGUGGUGCAGGGGGUGGUGCACCACUCGCUAAAUCAGCCAGCAGCGCUAAAGUGUUGGCCACUGAACGUGAGAUGUCACUAGAGGAGGUGCAAGCCAAAGCCGAGGAGUUAUUACCACCCGAUAUAUUAGCUGGUUUGAUUGACUCGAAUUGGAAGAAUCGUUUGGCAGCAUGCGAGAAUUUACUUCAAGUAAUUGGCGAUUUCGACGCUAAGCAAUCGGGCGUAUCACAGGUACUUGUGCGUAUGAUUAGCGCACGCAAACCGGGUUUAAAGGAGAUGAACUUCCAAGUGCUGAAGCACAAGCUCGAUAUCAUACGCGUCGUAGCCGAAACUUAUCCGCUAACAGCAACCACAAUCGAUUUGGUGGUCAAUGAAGUGACCGAAAAAUUAGCAGACAUUAAAAACGGCUCCACCGCGGCUGAUGUGUUGACCGCCUUUGCUGAGGCCAUCAAAUUGGAGCACAUAGUUGGACGUGUACUCUCCUUCGCUUUCGAGCAGAAAUCGCCGAAAGUGCAGUCUGAAGCCUUGAAUUGGGUGAGCAAAUCCAUACUAGAGUUUGGUUUUCAAAUACAACCUAAACUGCUGCUGGAUGACGUGCGCAAAGCGGUGCAAAGCACAAAUCCUACAGUGCGCAGUGCCGCUAUCGGUCUACUCGGCACGAUGUCCAUGUACAUGGGCAGUACACUAAUGAUGUUCUUCGAUAGCGAGAAACCGGCAUUGAAGUCGCAAAUACAAACAGAGAUGGAUAAGAAUGCUGGCGAGAAGCCACCGAAACCGGUGCGUGGCGUUAAGAAAUCAGCUGUCAGCUCAGGCGGUGGAGGUGGCACUGGCGCCGGUGAUGCCGACGAUGAUGCUGGCGAUGAUGAUGAGCCGCAAGAGCAAAUGAAUUUGGCGGAUAUGUUGCCACGCAUUGACAUUGCACCACAAAUUACGGAGACCCUGCUGAAGGAGAUGUCCGACAAGGACUGGAAGACACGCAAUGAGGGUCUCAACAAGCUACAAACAAUUAUAAGCGAAGCUAAGCUGAUUAAACCAACAAUUGGUGAUUUAGCGCCAGCACUGGCAUUACGCCUGCUUGACUCAAAUGCUAAAAUCGCGCAAACCGCCAUGUCCAUCUGCGAACAGCUGGCCAAUGCCAUGGGUUCGAGCUGCAAGAGUCAUGUGCGCACACUGUUCCCCGGUUGCUUGCAUGCACUGGGCGAUAAUAAAGCCGCUGUGCGCGCUGCCGCCUUGAAUUGCAUCAACAGUUUCGGCGAAAAGGGUGGCUACAAAGAAUUCUUCGAAAGUGAAAUGAUUGCCGAUGCGCUGAAAACCGGUUCACCAGCUUUAAAAUCCGAACUAUGGGGUUGGCUAGCCGAGCGCUUGCCACAAAUGCCUCCCAAAUCCAUACCCAAAGAGGAGUUAACCUCGAUGGUGCCGCAUUUGUAUGCGCACAUUUGUGAUCGCAACGUUGAUGUGCGUAAGAAUGCCAACGAAGCGGUGUUGGGCAUAAUGAUACAUUUGGGUUUCGAGAAUAUGGUAAAAGCGCUCGAUAAGCAGAAACCAGCAUCUAAAAAGGAUAUACAAGCGGCUUUAGAUAAGGCACGUCCCAAUUUGCCGAUGAAACCGUUGCCUAAAGGCAAACAGCAGGCACCCAUUGAGGAGCCAGCUAAGAAGGUAGUACGCGGCGGUGGUGGUGGCGCUCAGAAAACUACUACAGCUAAGGGUGGUGCUGCAAGUGCAGCAGAUAAGUCUGGCGGUUCGUCGCGUAAGAAAGACGAAGAUGUGGACACGUCACCACUCCUGGCGAUUAAUAAUUCCAAGAAUCAACGUUUGAUUGACGAGCAGAAAAUGCGUGUAUUGAAGUGGACCUUCACCACGCCACGAGAGGAAUUCAUCGAGCUGCUGCGCGAACAAAUGACCACGGCCAAUGUAAACAAAGGACUAAUGGCCAACAUGUUCCACGACGACUUUAGGUACCAUUUGAAAGUGAUCGAGGCUCUGAACGAAGAUUUGCCGAACAACAGCAAAGCAUUAGUCUGUAAUCUGGAUUUAAUAUUGAAAUGGCUUUCACUCCGUUUUUACGAUACGAAUCCUUCAGUCUUACUGAAGGGUCUCGAGUAUCUUAAUCAAGUUUUCCAGACAUUGGUCGAAAUGGAGUAUAUACUGGCAGAGAAUGAGGGUAGCGCAUUCAUACCACAUUUACUGCUAAAGCUUGGCGAUCCGAAAGACGCCGUACGUGUUGGUGUACGCUCCUUACUGCGUCAAAUCUUGCUCGUCUAUCCCUAUACCAAAGUAUUUGCCUACGUUAUGGAUGGCCUCAAGUCCAAGAAUGCGCGUCAGCGUACCGAAUGCUUGGAUGAGCUGGGUUAUUUGAUUGAAAACUACGGACUAACGGUGUGCCAGCCUUCGCAACAGGUGGCAUUAAAAGAGAUUGCGCGACACAUUUCCGAUCGUGAUAAUUCGGUGCGUAAUGCAGCACUAAAUUCCGUUGUACAAGCAUACUUCUUAGCCGGCGAAAAGGUAUACAAACUAAUCGGGCAAUUGAAUGAAAAAGACCUGUCCAUGUUGGAUGAACGCAUAAAACGCGCCAAAAAGACACGCAAACCCACAACAGUGGCGGCGGAUACAACAACAGCGUUGGGCAUCGGCGGUGGCGUCGCUGGUGGUGCUGGUGUUGCUGGUGUUGCUAAAACAGGCGCACAGGUCGUGCAGCAGGAUAGCAUUGAAAUCGAUGAGCCGACAACGAAUGGCGCUUACGAUGAGCUACCGCCGGCCGACGAGCAGCCAAUGCCGGCAGCAAGUGUGCAAUUGCAAACGAAUGCGUAUGAAGCAAAUGCCAGUACGGAUGAAAAAGACAAGCGCGCCACUUCGCUCAUAAGACAAGCAACAUUCGAUCAGCCUGCAUCCACACAGUAUCAAUAUCAACCGCCCAAAGUGAGUGGGCCCUUCGGUCUAGAUCCCGAAGUUAUAUCGGAAAUCGAAAAGGGUUGGGUACGUGUUGAUCAAAUGCAGCCGGUGGUGGUGCCACAAGUAGAUGUCUCGCUACUAUAUGAACCCGUCAAAAUCAUACCGACACGUGACAAUGUCAAAUAUCCAGAGGAGAAAUUCGAGCAAUUAAUUUCCCGUUCGCAUUAUAUGCAACAGGGUGUGCAUAAUACACCGCCGCCAUCGUCAGCGCAUGCGAGCGGCGGUUGUGCAUCGCCGUACAUGAGCCCUCAACAGCAUAUACACCACCAGCAGCAAAUGAAUGCAACCACCGUGUAUGGUGGCGGCGGCCUCGGUUGUGGCAGCAGUAGCAGUAUGCAUACAACGGCUAACCUUGUUGAUGUACUACCCAAACACGAUCCUCAACUAAUCAAAAUGAUCAAGUCCAUAAGCAGUGUUGAUACACUAAAGGCACGCGCCGCCAUCAGCGAACUGACCGAGAUCGUCGACUCACCCGAAAAGCAGGCCGUGCUCCGUGACUAUGAGGAAAUUUUCAUACAAAAUGUGCUGGCACAAUUCAAGAAUCUAUCACAGGUGCCGAUCACCGAAUCGUUGGUUGUUUACCAACCGCUACUAUCCAUACUCUACUCAUUUUUCCACUCCAAAACGUUGGGUAAAACGCUGAGCGUUGCCUGCAUCAAGAAUUUAAUGUCCGCACUGUUGAAUCUCAUGGCCGAUCAGAAGCUGAAUACCGGCGAUGAUGGUCAAUAUAAUAAGGUUAUCAACGGCAUUUGCUUGAAGGUGUUGGAUAAAGCAAAUUUCACGAAUUUAAACUGCGCUUUGAUACGUCUGUUGCGCGAAACCUGCCCGGUAGCUGGCUUGCCGAAAUUCACCGACCUGCUUAUGAAAUGUAUUUGGCGUAAUGUGAAGAUGUUACCCGAACGCACCAAUGAACUGAACUACGAUGCCGUCAUAUUAGAGGUGCAUGAAUUCAUGCUGGCCUUGCCAAGCAGCUGGUGGCAGACACGACCAUCCGACACGCCCUUACGCACGGUCAAAACUAUUAUACACAAUAUGGCCAAGGUGAAAGGCAAUGCCAUAUUGAAUCAUCUCAAUCAGAUACCGACACAUUCAGAAUUGCAUACUUAUUUGAUUAAAAUACUGAAGAAUUUGGCUAAAGAGGGUCACAUACCGAGCGCAUCACCACAACGCUCCGCCUCGGCUAAGGAUAUGCAUGGCAAACGCAUUUCGAAUCAAACGCAUGAAACAAUGUCACAGAUAUUCAAAUUAAUCUCAGAUAAGGAAACAAAGCAGCAGGGUUUGCUGAAACUCUACGAGUUCAAGGUACAAAAUUCCGAAAUCGAUUUGUCAACGUUCCUUAAAGGUGCCAGUCCCAGCUUCCAGAAAUACAUUGAAGAUGGUUUGGCCGAUAUCGAACGCGCUGUGGCCCAGUCUGGCGGUGCGGGCGAUGGCUUACAGCGUGCGCAAAAUGGUGAUAAUCGCGUAGCCUCAUCACGUUAUUCUUAUCUGACAGAUGCCAAUUUCCAAUAUCAAACAACAACAGCAAGCGGUUUGGGUCACAGUAGUGGUGGUGGCAGCGCGGGCGGUGCCAAGACUGCCGAUCCGGACUUUUGGAUGGAUCGCUUGAAUCACCUCAUCUCGAAGGCGAAUCUCAGUCGCAACGCUGACGGCAUGAGCGCCACACACACAAUGCUUAUGGACAAUAAAGUUGCCGAUGAGAAUCUGAAUUUGAACUCGAUGAAUGCGCAACAAAAGAUGUCUUCUCUCAUACGAAGAGAUGUGAAUAAGCCCGAAUUAUCGCCGAAUCGCCUGCAGCACUUACAAGCUAAAUUGGCGGCGUUCAAGAAGGAGAAUCACGCAUAGAUUGCCGCUUAAUUGUGGAAUUCAACUGCAGGUAUACGCAAGCUUUCAAAGCUUACUGAGCGACGUUGCACCGAUUUGACUGGCAAAUGUGUUGGACGGAGCAACAAACUUAAUUUUGCUAAAGGUGAAAAUAUAUACUAAAUAAUAAUAGAAAACAAGCUUUGUAGUAUUGUAGCGCAAGAAAAAACAACAAUAACAAAGCGUUGCAUAUGCAAAAUUUACAAAUCAACAAAAAUCUACAAGCGAGUAUAAGUAAAAUUUUCAUAAGAUUAAGGAAGGUACAGGAGACACUGAAAGCAAACGUUUAUAUAUACAUUAAAUAAUAGUAAGAGAGUUAGGCUGCAGGACGAAAAUUACAAUGAAAGCGGCAGUGUGAAACAACAAAAUCAAGAAAGCAAGAAAGAAGUGAAAAUCAGUAAUGGCCGCAACAAAAGUACUAAUAAUUAUAUAUUACUAAUAAAGCAUUACUCUUAAUUACAACAAUUACAACACAAUACAUAUACACAAACACACUCAUACAUAAAAACAUCAAUACACUCCCAUACACCUGGUAUUUAUGCUAAAUAUAAAUUUUACUAUAUAUUCUUAAAUUAUUACCAAAACUGAUAUAUAAAAACAAAAACAAAAUACCAAUGAAGUUGAAAUUGCAAAAAAAAAACAUUUAAAUUGAUUAAUUAAUAUACAUAUAUACAUGCAUACUAAUAAAAGGAAUGGAAUUAUACAUGUCGAUUGUCAUUGAGUAUAAUGUUAGUUUAAUAACAGUAAAACAAAUGCAAAUAAAUUGAAUUUACAUUUGAAACCUUAAGUCAAGAAAUCGAAGCGCAUGUAUUUGAAAUGUGUGAACACACCCUAAUAACUGCGGUUUUCCUUGAAGUCUGGAAUUUAAGUAAAUAAGUUAUUCAUAUAUAGUGUUAGGCAAAGACCUGUAUGAUUGCAAAUUAUUUCAAACAAUACAACAACAAAUGGAAUUAGAGAAAAAAUCUAAUCAAAUAGGAGGAUUUUUUUAGCAAAUGGCUGUAGUUGUUAUUACUUUUAAUUCGCUGUUUUGGAAGAUUCAGAGAGCUUAUGAUGUGCGUUUAUGAAGUUGUGUACUACAUACUUCUCGUUGUAAAGCGCACUUAUUAUUUUGUUUUGGUUUUUAAGUUCCUUUAGUGGAAUACUUGCUGCGAAUCGAAGUUAGAACAAUGUGACGUACAGAGCUGGAUGCAAAUGAAGCGAAAUAU